Molecule: messenger RNA, 3524 nt
Organism: Astyanax mexicanus (Mexican tetra)
Lineage: Eukaryota; Metazoa; Chordata; Actinopteri; Characiformes; Acestrorhamphidae
Gene: fez2a
Product: fasciculation and elongation protein zeta 2a
Exons: 9
Coding region: 148-1341 (397 amino acids)
Cellular component (GO): axon; cytoplasm
Source: RefSeq, a predicted model, not a curated record
AACAAUAGGCUACAGAUAGUAAACAGAGACAGUGUACAGAGAGAUGAAUAAGAGGCAGGGUGAGCUAGUACCAGCCUGUGUGUGUGUGUGUGUGACAGUGGAUGAUGCUGUAGUGUUGUGGGGAGGAGGAAUUCCUGCGCUGGAUGAAUGGGGCACUUGAAGCGUGAAUGGCCCUCCCUCGCUGCUGCAGCUAUGGCGGCGCCCGGACCGCAGCCUGAUGCGGAGCUGCGGGCUCUCAGCGCGCUCGACCCUCUUUCAGCCCGGGAAAAACGACCUGCUCCGGCCAGCGUGGAUGUGGAGGAGGUGGCGGAGCUGCUGGGGAGCUUUCUGGACUCUGAGAACGGCCCCUCUGCCGAGACCCCUGCGGUCAAACCCACGGAGGAGCUGGUCAGCGGCUUCGACGAGAAGUUAAAGGCGUGCUUUGGACAUUUUAGCUCUAAACCUGCCGUAAAAGCGGGGGUAGAGCCUAUCACUGAGGACACCUUCCUGAAAAACGACGACAUCUGGAAUGCAUUGACAGAUAAUUAUGGGAAUAUCAUGCCGGUGGACUGGAAUCAGUCUCAUGCUCGCUCACUUCACCUCUCCACCCUGAACAUUGAAGACAGGCCGAAGGUGAGUAAUGUGAAUUUGGAUGUGUCUGAUGAUGAGGAGAUGAGGGAACAGAUGGAUAUGCACUCUAUCAUUGUGUCCUGUAUCAACGAGGAGCCCCUCUUCACUGCUGAGCAGGUAAUUGAAGAAAUAGAGGAGAUGAUGCAGGACUCACCAGACAUGGAAACUGAACACACGUCUCAUUCUGAUCAGAUAGAAAGAUACAGAAACAACAGCCACACCAACGAGGACAGAGUGAGAAACCUCAGUGUUGCAGAACUGAAUGAGUUACUGGAGGAGGAAGAGACUGCUGUCCGCCGAUACUCUGAGGAACUGGUCCAGCAUCUGGCUAUGAGGGACGAGCUGGACUUUGAGAAGGAGGUGAAAAAUAGUUUCAUUUCCAUGCUGAUAGAUGUACAGAACCGACAGAAAGAACACAGAGAACAGAUGAAAAAGAAGAGGAAAUUAAAGAACGGUGGCGGAUCCCACCACGGUAGAGCAGAAAGGAUACCAACAAGUCGCUUCAGCAUGGAGAGUAUUUCCUCUGCCAUUCAGAAUGGCUUCCGACAAACUUUUGGACACAGUGUUGGGGAGAAACAGUAUCUCACUACAGUUAUUCCUUAUGAGAGGAAAGGAGGUCCUCCAUCAGUUGAAGAUCUUCAGGUUCUUACAAAAAUUCUUCAGGCUAUGAGGGAUGACAGUGACAAAGUACCCAGUCUUCUUACAGAUUACAUUCUUAAAGCUCUUGUCUGAGUGAUGGAUCGAGGUUUGUAAGAAACUGAAGAUUUCUGGUUCAGUAGGCACAGCACCCUCUACUGGCACUAGUGACACUUGUGCACUCAUGUUUGCUCUUGUGUUGUUGUAUCUACCUGGUGCUACCAUAGCAACCGAUGCAGGGCCACAGCCUCACCCUCACCUUUUGCCUCACCUGGUAACAGUCAUGCACUGCUAUUUAAGUUUUUCUGUGAGCUGUCCCUAAAUUCACCUGUAGCACUUUCCCUUUUGUGACGCCUACACCCAGUUAUUACACACACACCAUCAGUGCAGUUUCUGAUAUUAUACACUCUUAAAAAUAAAGGUGCUACACAAGGUUCUCUGAAUGAUGCAACAAAAGAACCACUCUUAAUUCAAUAAAGACUCAUUUUUAUAAUUAAAAUCUAUGAAAGGCUCACAAAUCUUCUCUUGGUGUAAAGGUUAGUUUUUUGCACAAAGUGGUUGUUCUGUGGCAUUACUUAAAGAACCCUUUGUAGCAUUAUUAUUUUUGAGUGCACUGCAUGUUUGCACUUUAAAAACUUUGUUGUUCAAAUAAAAGGAAAAGGAUUCACUGAAUAUUAUCCGAAAUGUAGUUGAUCAGCUACAUAAAGAAAGAAUGCAUUGCCAUGUGUCAUGUUACAGAAAAUAAUAUUGUGUCCCAUUGCUUUGGGAAGCUAAAAAACACUGACUGACCUGUGGGAUAUGCAUGUGGAUCUACACUGAAUGUGGGUGUGAUUUCUGUCUGUCACAUCUUUUCAUACUGACAAUUCUGGCAAGAUACCACUGGUCCCAAUCAUUACCACCUAGUGUGCUGUCUACUGUGGGUGGUAGUGCCAUUUUUGAUGUGUUCCCAGUAAACAUUACCUUUAGAGGAUGCUUUUAUCCAAAGCAACUUACCAAAUAAUGUAAGUGAAACUAUGGAUAAUUAAAAACCUUGAGUGACCUUGACAUAUACCAUCAUGGCUGAUCAACUACACAUUUUUUGGUAAACCGUUCCAUAUCAGAUUUUCACUUUCCGGUCACGCCAUUGUGUAUUCUAAGCUUCUUCAAAUUAUCUACCCAAACUUCAGGAACUAUAUAGAGAUAUUGAUUACUGAUCUACGACCCUGUUUACACUUGGUUACUUCAUCAUCUUGAGUAUCAGGGAUGUAACUGGAUAAGGCCAAGCCACAUUUAAAUAGAUACAAAUCUAAUCACCUACACCACUUCAAGAGGUGAUCCAUUUGCAUUUGAGCCACAUUUUUUAGCGGUGUAAAUUCUGUGUAUAAUUAGUGUAUAUUCCACCCCACACAACAAUCAGAUUUCAUUUAGACCAGAUACUAGUCAAAUAAAGUCACCAGGUGUAAACAGAGAUUAAUAUUUAUGUAAUUGAUUGCAAACAUUGUCUGUCUGUGCUCUCUUUUGCAGUACUCUGUCCCUCCUAAAAUGAUGGUGAGACUUUUGCACUUCUGAGUCCACUUUGACAGAGGACUUACUGAGGAUGAUCAGGUGGACUUUGGCACUGUGACUCAUCGCAGGAUUGAUUACUCAGAUUGAUAUUACAUCUUUUCUUAAUGAAGGCUGUAUAUUCCCUUAAUUGACAUGCUGGAUUAUAUUACUGCACUCUAAUAGUACUGUAAGUGAAAGGAUGUUGAAUACAGUGCAAGCAAAACAUAUCUAAAGCAUUUAAAACAUGUAAGUGCACUUAAAACACCUCUGGAACAUGUUCCAAAGUCUUGAUAUGCAGCAGCAUUUAUCUGUCUUGUUUGAUUCUGCUUUUUUUUGUGUAAACACCACACUGUCUUUCUGGCUCACAGAAAUGUGGCUUCAAGGGGUGUUGUAGUUCCAAUCCUAAGGGUUGAGUAGUUUUUUUCUGUAUCUUGAGAACAAACUCUUGUUGUGUUAAUGAGUGUUGCUGGUCUCAAAUAACAUGCUGUAUAUCUUUGGAGAGAAAUAAUGAUUAAUUCAUUAACUGAUUUCGUUUGAUAUAUUGAUUUAAACAACUGUCAACAGUGAUGUCACUGUGAAAACACUUGGUAUUUAUUUAUCAUUAUUUAGAGAAUGUCAGAAUUCAAAAUGAUGUCAUAUGAAGAAUUAUUCUGUAAUUAUAAUAAUGGUAUUGCUACAUUACAGAUAUUACUAUUUUACUGUUUGUAAAUUCAAUUUCUGCUUGUAUUUCUGUUUAAUAAAUUAACAUUAAUGUA